Miscanthus lutarioriparius is the source of this 828-nucleotide messenger RNA. Lineage: Eukaryota; Viridiplantae; Streptophyta; Magnoliopsida; Poales; Poaceae. The record is from the annotation of a GenBank genome assembly.
AUGGCCGCCGUCAACAGGAUCCAGCAGUCGCAGCUGGCCGAGGAGCAGCGCAACGCCACGCGCCUCUGGAGGCAGCUCGGGCGUGACGUCCGCGCCGCGCUCGACUACCACGGGACGGCGACCGCCGAGGCCGACGACGUCCAGGAGGCCAUGGACAGGGUGCUCGCCCUCGACGCGGCGUACCCGCUGCCGCUGUUCCCUGGCAUGCUGGACAAGUUCCCCAGCACCGUGGAGCCCACCCGGUGGUGGCCCAGGCGGAAGCCGCCGGCUCAGUCGGCCAAGACCAUCAACGUCGGCGCCCGGAGAUGCGCCACGGCCGGCAACGGCUGGACGAGGGAGCUGGAGGACGAGAUGCGCGGCGUGGCGCGGGUGCUCAGGGCCAAAGACGAGCAGGAGCAGGUGUCGAACGCCGAGCUGGCGCUGCGGCUCAACCGCGGCCUCGCCGUCGCCGGGCCAGCGCUCGCGGGCACGACCGCGCUGGCCACGGCCUUCAUCGGCUCCUCCUCCUGCUCCUGGGCCUCCGGCGCCGCCGCCCUGUGCGGCGCGCUGGCGGCGGCGGCCAACACGGUGGAUCACGGCUGGCAGGUGGGCAUGCUGAUGUUCGACAUGUUCCGCAACGUCGCCGGGUUCUACCGCAAGGUCCAGGAGGACAUCGAGGCGUGCCUCGCCGAGGCUGACGUCGAGCACAGGGAGAACGGCGAGGUGUUCCAGACCAAGGUGGCGCUGCUGCUCGGCCGGAGCACGGCCGACCUUAGGCAGUUCAGGGACAUGGCGUCGCCGUCGUUCAAGGACGAAGACAUCAACGACUUCGCCGGGAAACUGUUUUAG